AAGAUGGCGGCGGCGAGUUAGAAAGCUGCAGACGGAGCGGCGGCGCAGGAGAGGCGAGCGAGGGCUAGCAGGCAGGCUGAGUCGCAGCGGCGGAGGGAAGCUGCAAGGAGGCCCGGCGCUCGGUGGGAGAGCUGACAGGCGGCCAGAAGAUGGUGGAACCAGGACAAGACUUGUUGCUUGCUGCUUUGAGCGAGAGUGGGAUCAGUCCAAAUGAUCUGUUUGAUAUUGAUUCUGCAGAUAUGGGUCUUUCAACCCCAACUCCAACUGCUCAACAGUCAGUACCAUUUAAUACAUUAGAAAUGGGCUUGGAGACGGAAGCAUCAGUUGCUGUCAAAGCAGAGCCACAGGCUACGUCUUCACCAACUGUAUUGAAUAUCAGGCAACCACCCUCAACCACAACCUUUGUCUUGAAUCAAAUAAACCAGCUCCCUACUUUGGGAACGACCAUAGUAAUGACAAAAACAACUCCCGUCACCACUACCCGGCAAACAAUCACUGUAGCCAAAAUUAUACAAACAAGCACCACUACCCGGCCGUCAGUUACUAUGCCUGUUGCCCGGAACACCCUGACAACACCACCCCCAAAGGACCAGAUCCAGUUGAAAGACCUUCUCAAGAACAACAGUCUAAAUGAACUGAUGAAGUUGAAACCACCUCCAAACAUAGCUCAACCAGUUGCAACAGCUGCAACUGAUUUGAGCAAUGGUGCUGUAAAAAAGGAGGCCUCUACGAAAGAAGUCGCGAGAAUAUGGGUAAAUGAUCUAAAAAUGAGAAGCUUUUCUCCCACAAUGAAAGUGCCAGUAACAAAAGAGGAAGAAGAACCUGAAGAAGAUGAUGAAGAAGAAAUGGGCCACGCAGAGACAUAUGCAGAGUAUAUGCCUAUAAAAUUAAAAAUCGGCCUGCGUCACCCCGACCCAGUGGUAGAAACCAGCUCUCUUUCCAGUGUUACCCCUCCUGAGGUUUGGUACAAGUCAUCAAUUCCUGAGGAGAGUAUUGACAAUGGCUGGCUGUCAGCAUUGCAGCUUGAAGCAAUCACAUAUGCCGCUCAGCAACAUGAAACAUUCCUCCCCAAUGGAGACAGGGCUGGAUUUUUAAUUGGUGAUGGUGCCGGUGUCGGAAAAGGAAGAACCAUAGCUGGCAUAAUCUAUGAAAACUAUCUCUUGGGUAGAAAAAGGGCAGUAUGGUUUAGUGUUUCAAACGAUCUGAAAUAUGAUGCGGAAAGAGAUUUGAGAGAUAUUGGAGCAAAAAACAUUUUGGUCCAUUCAUUAAAUAAGUUCAAAUAUGGAAAGAUUUCUUCUAAACAUAAUGGAAGUGUGAAGAAAGGUGUUAUAUUUGCCACAUACUCAUCUCUUAUUGGGGAAAGUCAGUCUGGAGGAAAAUAUAAAACCAGGCUCAAGCAGCUUCUCCACUGGUGUGGAGAUGACUUCGACGGAGUUAUAGUAUUUGAUGAAUGUCACAAGGCAAAGAAUCUUUGCCCUGUUGGCUCUUCAAAACCAACGAAGACCGGGCUGGCUGUUCUGGAGCUGCAGAAUAAACUUCCCAAGGCCAGAGUGGUUUAUGCUAGUGCCACAGGUGCAUCUGAGCCACGCAAUAUGGCAUAUAUGAAUCGACUUGGUAUAUGGGGUGAAGGAACUCCAUUUAGGGAGUUCAGUGACUUUAUUCAGGCUGUUGAAAGAAGAGGCGUAGGUGCCAUGGAAAUCGUUGCUAUGGAUAUGAAGCUACGAGGAAUGUACAUAGCAAGGCAGCUGAGCUUUUCAGGUGUGACCUUCAAAAUUGAUGAAGUUCAGCUUUCUCACCAUUAUGUUAAGAUGUAUAAUAAGUCUGUGAAAAUGUGGGUAAGUGCCAGAGAGAAAUUCCAGCAAGCGGCUGACCUCAUUGAUGCAGAACAACGGAUGAAGAAGUCAAUGUGGGGCCAGUUCUGGUCUGCACACCAGAGAUUUUUCAAGUACCUCUGCAUUGCAUCCAAAGUGAAGAGAGUGGUGCAGCUGGCCCGCGAAGAAAUAAAAAAUGGCAAAUGUGUGGUCAUUGGGUUGCAGUCCACUGGGGAAGCAAGAACCUUAGAAGCCUUGGAAGAAGGUGGCGGCGAACUGAAUGACUUUGUUUCUACAGCAAAGGGAGUCUUCCAGUCUCUCAUUGAAAAACAUUUCCCAGCACCUGACAGAAAGAAGCUUUUUAGCUUGUUGGGAAUAGACUUGUCUGUUCACAGUAGUAACAAUUCUCCCAGGGACAGUCCUUGCAAGGAAGACAAAGUAAAGAAACGCAAAGGUGAAGAAAUAUCCCGGGAAACCAAAAAAGCCCGUAAAACUGGUGGAUUAGCUGGCAGCAGUUCGGAUGAGAGCUAUAGUGAGUCAGAUGCAUCUGACAACGAAGAAAGUGAUAACGAGAGCUCCCACUUUUUAAGUUCCGGAGACGACGAUGACUUCAACCCAUUUAGGGAUGAAUCUAGUGAAGAUGAUGAAGAUGACCCUUGGCUAAUCAGAAAAGAGCAUAAGAAGAAUAAAGAAAAGAAAAAGAAGAAAAGCAUAGACCCAGAUUCUAUUCAGAGUGCCUUAUUAGCAUCUGGUCUGGGAUCCAAACGGCCCAGUUCUCUCUCUUCGACAGUUGUAACACCUACUACUACUACUAUAUCUGCUAAUACUAAUACCCAUACCAGCUAUGUAACAAGUCAGGAUGCUGUUGAAAGAGCCCAGCAGAUGAAAAAAGAAUUGCUGGAUAGACUGGAAAAACUGUCCGAAGAUCUUCCACCGAAUACACUGGAUGAGCUUAUCGAUGAACUGGGUGGUCCUGAGAAUGUGGCAGAGAUGACCGGUCGCAAAGGAAGAGUUGUGAGUAAUGAUGAUGGCAGCAUCUCAUAUGAAUCAAGGUCUGAGCUUGACGUUCCAGUUGAAAUCUUAAAUAUUACCGAGAAACAGAGAUUCAUGGAUGGUGAUAAGAAUAUUGCCAUUAUCUCUGAAGCAGCCAGCUCAGGCAUAUCAUUGCAGGCAGACCGAAGAGCCAAAAACCAGAGGCGAAGGGUGCAUAUGACCCUUGAAUUACCAUGGAGUGCAGAUAGGGCAAUACAGCAGUUUGGGCGAACGCACAGGUCCAACCAAGUGACUGCACCGGAGUAUGUCUUCCUAAUUUCCGAACUGGCAGGAGAGCAAAGAUUUGCCUCAAUUGUUGCCAAACGACUGGAGAGCUUGGGCGCUCUCACUCAUGGUGACAGAAGAGCAACAGAAACAAGAGACCUGAGCAGGUUCAACUUUGACAAUAAGUACGGCCGAAAUGCACUGGAAAUAGUCAUGAAGUCCAUUGUAAACUUAGAUUCAGCGUUGGUGUCUCCUCCAGCUGACUAUCCAGGAGAGUUCUUUAAAGAUGUCCGACAAGGUUUAAUAGGCGUGGGACUAAUAAAUAUAGAAGACCGAUCAGGAAUUCUAACUCUCGACAAAGAUUACAAUAAUAUAGGGAAAUUCUUAAAUCGAAUUCUGGGUAUGGAAGUGCAUCAACAGAAUGCGUUGUUCCAGUACUUUUCAGACACGCUAAAUGCAGUAAUCCAGAACGCCAAAAAGAAUGGAAGAUACGAUAUGGGCAUUUUAGAUCUCGGCUCAGGAGAUGAGAAAGUGAGGAAGGCAGAUGCAAAAAAAUUUCUGACACCAGGAUAUUCUACCUCAGGACAUGUCGAAUUGUACACUAUAAGUGUGGAGAGAGGGAUGUCUUGGGAAGAAGCAACUAAGAUUUGGGCCGAGCAGACUGGACCAGAAGAUGGCUUUUAUUUAUCUCUACAGAUCCGAAACAAUAAGAAGACUGCAAUUCUGAUGAAAGAAGUGAAUCCCAAAAAAAAACUUUUUCUGGUUUAUCGACCAAAUACCGGGAAACAACUGAAACUGGAAACCUAUGCAGAAAUAAAGAAAAAAUAUAAAAAGGUAUCUUCCGACGAUGCUCUGCCUCAUUGGCUAGAGCAGUACACGUCAUCAGCAGACACUUGCACACAUGCUUACUGGAGAGGCAACUGUAAAAAAGCAGGCUUGGGCCUGGUUUGUGAGGUGGGUUUGCGCUGUCGGACGUACUAUGUCCUCUGCGGCUCAGUCCUGAGCGUCUGGACGAAAGUGGAAGGAGUUCUAGCCUCAGUGAGCGGUACCAAUGUUAAAAUGCAAAUUGUUCGGCUAAGAACAGAGGAUGGACAGAGAAUUGUAGGGCUAAUCAUUCCUGCAAAUUGUGUGUCCCCCCUUGUCAACCUUCUAUCAACUUCGGACCAGUCUCAGCAGCUUGCUGUGCAACAGCAGCAGAUCUGGCAACAGCACCACCCACAGAGCAUUACCAACUUCAACAACGCAUGAGAAAGAGUCUUUGGCAUUUGGCUGGGAAAACAUGUAUCAUGGCAUAUUUUUUUAAAAUAUCAGGGACAGAUUCCAAAGAAAAAACUUUCAGUUCCAUCAUGCUUAUUAGAACUGUGCAGAAGUCAAGAGGCACCGGAAGGCUCGUCUGACUGAAAGCCAAACCUUGCUUUACAGUGGUCCAUGUGUCCUUUUUCGUUUUGCUUCCUUUGUGCUCUUCCUAGUGCUUCCUUUGACAGAGUUUUAUUUUUGUCCUACUUGAGCAACACAUCAUUGCUUCCUUUGGGUUGGAAGAGGCUUGAAAAGGCCCAACCAAGCUGUCCAUUCACCUUGUCAUUGCAGUGCUCAGGGUUAAAUGCAGCACGUCGGUGCCAUUGCUGCAGGAGAGGUCCUCAGAUGCAUGUAUUUUCAGUUCCUAUAUAAAAGCAACACACAUAUAUGUGUAUAUAUAUAUGUAUAUAUAUAAUAUUGGUGGCAACAGAGGUCUCAAGCUAUACAAAAAGAGUACAUUUAUUUUAAAAAAGCAGCAUGAAGAGUAGGUGUUUGCAAACCAUGCAUUCAGGGUUGUGACCAUCUCUUGGUUUGGCUGUGCAUGGCUCCUCCGGAUCAGGCAUGAGCAAGAGGAAACCCACACAAGAUGUCGGCUGGGAGAAAGAGAGAGAGAGGCACAAUCUCAAUGCAGCGUUGACGAUUCCAUUUUUCUUUUGGUUUAAAAAUGGGGUCUGUACCGUGAUUGCAUAUUAUUAUUAUUAUUAUUAUUAUUAUUAUUAUUAUUAUUGAGGCUAUCUCCUCUAGUUUACGUGAUUGAAAUCCACAAGAUCUUCUUCCAUGCGCGUGAAAUAAAAAUCAACAUUUUAAAGCUUCCUUUUUUAAAAAAAAAUCACAAUGUAUUAAUGGUGGUCUUAAUGUGUGCUGCAAGAAGGGCUUUUUUAAAAAGCCUGGUUCUUUUCGUUCUUCCUUUUUUAAUACUUCCAGUUCCACAUGCUUCCUUCCUAGUGAGGUUUCUGGAAUCGCAAGUGCUAAUUUACUUCCAUUUCACAUGCCAUCCCUUUGAAACCUGUUAUAUAUUUUGUUACGGAAUACUUUACUUGACCUGUAAAUGAGAUAAUGAGGGAGGGGGGCAAUGGCACGCAAGGGGGGGGGGGUCUGAUGUCUGUGCUAGAUUGAUUUUUUUUUAUUUCUGUUGCCCCGUAACUUGAAUCCUUUUAUGUUGUAAGACAUUGUAGAGUUUCUCCUGGAGCUGUUUAAAAUUGUAAAUGUACAAAAUGUGAAUAGUCACUUAUCUAAAAAUAUGGGUAAGUUUUGUUUUGCCUAUAAUAGUAGAUGUUUAUAAGAAAGUGAAGGACAAUGUUUGUCAUUUUUCUUGCUUGCACAGGUUGCACUAUUGAAAAUUUGAGAUUGUAUAAACCUGUCCACAGAACUGCAAGAUCCCAAAAUCUUGUAGGUGUCAAAUUAAAAAAAAACUAUUGUUCUAACAAGAAA
This is a messenger RNA of Anolis sagrei ordinatus, 5795 nucleotides long. RefSeq names its product strawberry notch homolog 1 (gene SBNO1). Gene Ontology annotation, cellular component: nucleus. Gene Ontology annotation, molecular function: chromatin DNA binding; histone binding. Gene Ontology annotation, biological process: regulation of DNA-templated transcription. NCBI's taxonomy places the organism in Eukaryota, Metazoa, Chordata, Lepidosauria, Squamata, Anolidae. The record is from RefSeq and is a predicted model, not a curated record.